AUGACACAACCAUAUAUCCAAAUGGUGCUGCGGCUUCUAAUACUAUGUCUGCCAGCCCUGGGUGUAUCAACACAGAAGGUCACAAGCUCCCCUACAAGUUAUGUUCUAAAAGGAUGGGUUCCAAACGCUUGCACACUGGUUGUGUGUCCGCCACCUGAAAGAAACCCAGAAGAGGAAAAUGGAAAUCAAGGUGUCCAGGGUCGGGUAGGAACACUCGGCAUCCAUGGGCCACAAAGAGAUGAUAGAGCAAUACGUAAAAAGAGAUCAAGAAGAGACACUAACCAAGUAGAGCUUGAGCGCCUUAGACAGGAAAUAAGGGACUUACAAACACAACUCAACAUUUACCGAGCCGCAGUCAACAAGACCCUGAAAGUUCUCCUCAUGCCCAAUGGCGUGAUGGCUGGUGACAAAAUAUUCAAAACCGACGGCACCACAGGUGACUACGAGACCGCGAAAACCCUCUGUGCCCGAAUGGGUGCGACGAUUGCCUCGCCAAGGAAUACUGCGGAGAACAGAGCGGUACAACAAAUAGUCCAGUGGCAGAACAAGAAUGCUGUUCUAGGAAUCAGUGACGUCAAACAAGAAGGCCGUUUUGUCAAUAUGAAGGGUGAAAUGAUAGGCUACUCCAACUGGGCAUCAGGAGAACCAAAUAAUCUUGAAAACGAAGACUGCGGAGAAAUACAUCCAGAUGGCAAAUGGCAUGAUCGACGGUGUGAACUCGAGUGGUUAAUCAUUUGCCAAUUCUAA
This is a messenger RNA of Euleptes europaea (tarantolino), 747 nucleotides long. Its product is annotated as collectin-43-like. The transcript has 5 exons. The record is from RefSeq and is a predicted model, not a curated record. The coding region runs from base 1 to 747 and encodes 248 amino acids. Lineage: Eukaryota; Metazoa; Chordata; Lepidosauria; Squamata; Sphaerodactylidae.